GACACGGCCGCCGCCCACGCGACGCGAGGCGGCGCCCUUCAAAAUCCAUGCCGUGCGCGGAGCUUCCUUCCCCUCCGGCCGAUUCCUUCCUUGGCUCGUUCAGUCCCCGGCCACUUCCCUCCCAUUCCAUCUGCUGCCCACCGCGACAACAUGAGGCUCGGGAUCGCCGGCGCGAGAGCCGCCUCCGACGGCGCCAAUCCGGUUGCGGCGGCGGCGGAUGACGGGUUCCAAUCCGAUCCAUUCGCCGCGGCUGCGGCCGCCGCCGCGAACGCCGAUGACCCCAGCGCAGUAACCGUCGCCGCAGUCCCGGUGGACAUCCGGAACGGCACCGAGAACGGAAGCAAAGAUGAGUCAUUCUUUGAAGCAAGGUCCUGGUUAGAUUCCGACGCCGAAGAUGAUUUUUACAGCGUCAGGGGAGAUUUCACGCCAUCACGAAGCAGUACCCCAGGUCAUCCGAGACUAAUAACAUCCUUCAGUGGGCGGAUGCCGGUAGACAGAUCGAAGCCUUCUCUGAUUCAGAAGAAGCAGAGACUUAUUGAGCUUCUUCAGGAGAAGCAGCAUUAUGACGACGAUGAUGACAGCGUCAACGAUGGCAGUAGUGACUUGGAGAAUGGCGAUGUCGCUGUUCAUGCUGAGGAACACAUGAAGUCUUCUCGCAAAGGCAAGAAAUCGAAGAAGUCAUCAAGGUCAGGCUGCUUCCCAAGCUUAAUCUGGAAGCAUAGCUUCACAAGCCGCAUGAAGGAGAGAAAAGAGCAUAAUAAGGACAAAGUAAACUAGUAUUAUGAUGUCGAAUAUUAUGAUUUUGUAAAAAAACUAAUUAAGUUUCUAAUAUAUAUAUUCCUUUUCAUUUCUGAAA
Molecule: messenger RNA, 856 nt
Organism: Panicum virgatum (switchgrass)
Lineage: Eukaryota; Viridiplantae; Streptophyta; Magnoliopsida; Poales; Poaceae
Exons: 3
Coding region: 151-777 (208 amino acids)
Source: RefSeq, a predicted model, not a curated record